This is a messenger RNA of Acytostelium subglobosum LB1, 1290 nucleotides long. RefSeq lists its product as hypothetical. Bases 1 to 1290 code for a protein of 429 amino acids. The transcript has 2 exons. NCBI's taxonomy places the organism in Eukaryota, Evosea, Eumycetozoa, Acytosteliales, Acytosteliaceae. Gene Ontology annotation, molecular function: protein binding. The record is from RefSeq and is a predicted model, not a curated record.
AUGUCACCGAGUCGGCAGCCACAGCAACAGACACCAUCACAACCUCCCUCCCUGGACAUUCUUCGACCUCAGGGUAUGCCGUUAUCAAACAAACAAGUGCCUUUCAGUAACGUCAUCAAGUCGCCAUCGCCAAUCAUUGAGGUCACAUCAUACAAGGAGGACAGAGGGCGUCAUCAAGUGCACAUGCCACCAUUCCAGCAGACACAGCAACCACAACUAUCACAACCACAACAGCCACAGCAACCACCACUAUCUCAACUACAACAACGCCAGCCAUUCCAACAACAUCGACAGACUGUUGUAUCAGUGCAGUCGCUACAACUUGCCGGCCAACAACAACAACAUCUACCAGGUAUUCGAGUGCAAGGUGUUCGCGUGAACAAGGUGUCGGACCCGAGCUUUCCCCUGGAUCUCAGCCAGCUCAGCAAUCAGUUCUUCACGAUUGGUACUUGUGGCAGUCACGUCUUUGACAUGGCCACCAACCUGUGGUAUCAGUUUGAUGACCGCGAUGACAAAGACAAGCGCUUCCAUCCACUCAACUCUGUUGUGAGCUAUGGCGAGAACAUCUACGUCUUUGGCGGAUCCAACAAGUCGCACACCUACUCCAUCUACUCCACCCGCUCACUCAAAUGCAUGUCCUUCAAUGAUAUUGGAACAGGAAGAGGUGGCGCAAGCAUUGCAACAUGCUUCGAUGGUCAACGAUACAUUUACAUGGUUGGUGGCUAUAACAAGGACACGUAUCUGAGGCGUGUAGAUCGAUUUGAUAUUGAGACAUUGGAGUUUGUGACGAUUGGAGAGUUGACCUUGCCAGUCUGUCAAGCACUGGUCUUCCUGCAUAACCGUGAUCUGUAUGUGGUUGGUGGCCGUAAUGAGAAGGGCGAGGUACGCCAGGUGCAGACAUUCAACCUGGAGGCAAGACUCAGCGGCAUCUUUUUGGAGGACAUCGAGUUUGCUCAAUCAAUCAUCACGUCGUGCUUUGAUGGAGUGGACCUGAUCUACAUCAUGGACAACGAGUCAGAGUUCUUCACCAUAUCACUCAAGACCAGGACAAAGACCGUGCUCAACUCACCAUUCUCGGCACAGCCACUCAGUAGCAAGUACUCCAUGGUGCACUUUAACAGCAGCAGUACCAAUAUUGCAUUCCGCAAUCUAGAGUUGGUAUUCUUUAUCGGUGGCAAGACCUAUGGCAACCUAAUAUACAUCCCUCGAGCCAACCAUUGGAUACCGGUCAAAGACACUGACGAUGUCAUUCGGCAGUUUGAUGGUGCUGCACAGAUAAAGAUAAUCUAA